Molecule: messenger RNA, 2186 nt
Organism: Protomyces lactucae-debilis
Lineage: Eukaryota; Fungi; Ascomycota; Taphrinomycetes; Taphrinales; Protomycetaceae
Product: WD40-repeat-containing domain protein
Exons: 1
Coding region: 53-2119 (688 amino acids)
Biological process (GO): maturation of SSU-rRNA from tricistronic rRNA transcript (SSU-rRNA, 5.8S rRNA, LSU-rRNA)
Cellular component (GO): nucleolus
Molecular function (GO): protein binding
Source: RefSeq, a predicted model, not a curated record
GACGGACAAGCGCUAGAGCUAGUGUACUCCUUCUAUAUUGUGCCUAGACACCAUGGCCCGAUCAAAGCCACCGAAGCAGUCCUUUGCAAAAGAUACACGGACAACAGCGGCAUCAGAAGGUUCACUCUCUGCGUUCCACCCAACGCUCCCCUUCUUUGCCCAUGCUCGACUCUCCCUCGACGCCUGGCAUAUUCGCGUACUAGAUCCAUCCACGACGCAGGCGAGAAAUGAAUAUGUCCUCGAUAAAGGCGUUGCAUGCCGCUGUCUCGCUUGGGGCAAUGUAGAGAAGCCGCAACAUGCGCAAGAGAAGUCCAAGAAGAAGCAAAAAAUAGACGCAGGGGCAGGCACUACUGAUGCCAUGCUUGCUGCUGGACUUAGUGAUGGUUCUAUCCAACUCUUGAGUCCGUCGCGUGAAGGGCCCUUGCAAGUAUUGAAGGGCGGACAUACGGGUGCUGUGACCGGGAUUGCCUUUGCAGGCGAUAAAGUAUGGACUGUGGGCGAAGAUGGCAAGGCGAUUGAAUGGCAUACAGCGACUGGUAAGCAAUUGACAACCUUGACGAUUGAUACGAGUAAUGCGCUACGGUCAGUGGCAGUCCGACAAGCGAGUGGCAGCGACGGGCCGUGCCUUCUCGCUGCAAGCUAUACUAUUCAACAGAUGACCCUACCAGAUGGCGACAUGGCCCAAAGCUACACGAAUCACACAUCACCCGUUCAUGCACUUCUUUUUGCGACGUCGACACAAUUUAUCAGCGCAGCUGAAGAUGACCGCUACAUGAAUCUCUUUACACUGGGAAACAAUACGCAAGACAAGUCGUUCGUGGCAGAAGCAGACGUCAAGCACAUCACAGUCAAUGGAGCAACCCUCUGUGCUGCUACAUCUGAAGGAGCCGUUGAGGUAUUCGACCUUCAAAAGGCCACUACGAAUGGCGCCAGCAACAGUAGUAAGCGGCGGAAAUCCAUGGUUGCGAAUGCAUCUGCCAAAAUCACAGUCUCAAGACCAGACUCCAACAGCACUGUCUCUGUGCUUGACUUGAGUCUACGUCCAGACGGGACGUUGGUGCUCGUCUGGCUUGAAGGAGCUCGCGUUGUGUUUGAGACGGUUCGUGUGCGUGAUGCGGAGGGCCAAUUGGCCGCGUCUGUGAAUCUUGUACGCGCACCACAGCCUGUCUUGGGUGCCCAGACCGCGGAUGGCCAACUUGAACAAUCUGCGCGACCUUACCAAGAUGGUCAGGCUCGUAUUGCUGCAGGUCAUGAUGAAGGUGACUUUGAGAUGGCGGAUGCAGCUGAUGAGGAGGCUGAGGCGGACGUUGCAGAUGAAGACUCUGAAGAAGAUGCAGAACCGACAUUGCAAGAACGACUACAUGCGCUUGAAGUCAGUGGCAAUACACCAGCGAAACAGAAAUCAACGAGCAAGCAAGUCUUACAAGUUCCAUCGGCAGGAUCCUUGACGACUGUCUUGACGCAAGCACUCAAGUCAAGCGAUACGGCAUUGCUGGAAUCCUGUUUGCAUCAAUCAGACUCCAAAAUCAUUCUAGCGACCGUGCGUCGGUUGGAUCCCGUGUUAUCUGUGGCAUUGCUCGAACAGCUUGCAAGCCGUUUAGCGAGACGUCCAGGACGUGCUGGUGAGCUUGGUGUAUGGGUUCGCUGGACGGUCGUUGUGCAUGGCGGCUACCUCUCUUCUUUACCAAAUUUGGUCAAGACCCUUUCGUCACUCCAUGCAACACUCAGUAAUCGUGCAGCGACACUACCAAGACUCUUGGCGCUUCAAGGAAGGCUCGAUAUGGUGCAUGCACAAAUCGAGCUGAGGAGGGAAGGUGACGUCAGACAGACUAUGCAAGAAGAGGCCUCGGACGUUGAGUAUAAUGAAGGUGAUAGUGACUUUUCCGAUGAAGAGGAAGUCGAGCUUGAAGAUGCGAGCGAACUCGGUGGUCUGGAUACCAGUGAUGAAGGAUCUGCUGAGGAGGACUCGGAUGAGGAUGACGAGGCAGGUGACUUUUCAGAUGAUUCAGAGGGUGGUGAUGCGUUUGCACAAUUGGAUGCGGAUAUGGAGGCACACGCUGCUAUGGAUGAUGUGGAAAGCGAAGACAUGGAGCAAAGUGACGAUGAAGCAGAAGCUUGAUCAGAUGUUGUAGACUAUGUGCUACCAAAUUGCCUUAUUUCCGAGAAGUAGCUCUUUCUCAAAGCAC